This is a messenger RNA of Plectropomus leopardus (leopard coralgrouper), 1020 nucleotides long. RefSeq names its product mitochondrial ribosomal protein S18A (gene mrps18a). Gene Ontology annotation, molecular function: small ribosomal subunit rRNA binding; structural constituent of ribosome. NCBI's taxonomy places the organism in Eukaryota, Metazoa, Chordata, Actinopteri, Perciformes, Serranidae. The record is from RefSeq and is a predicted model, not a curated record. Gene Ontology annotation, cellular component: ribosome; mitochondrial small ribosomal subunit. Gene Ontology annotation, biological process: mitochondrial translation.
GAAGGUCAGGAAUUAAACAUGGCAGCCCGCAAUAUGUUGAGGUCUGUGUGGACCUCGUUUGCGGGCUUAAAAUUAGGUGCCACAUGCUCCAAUGUGAAGAUUCAACCGAGUAUAAAUGUCCCACAGCUAUCGGCUUUGACCAUCCAGAGUCGAGGGAUCCGCCAGGUGGUGGAGAAGAAGGAGGGUACAACAACAACGAUUGAAGGAAAAAUUGUGGAAGUCCCAGCAGCACCACAGCCUCCAAACCCUGCAGCUAAGUGUCCGAUCUACAGAUGGAACCUGCAGCACAAAUACAACUACACGGACGUUUUGUUGCUCAGUCAGUUCAUCAGGUCAGACGGAGGGAUGUUGCCUCGGAGAAUCACUGGUCUCUGUACUGAGGAACAUCGCAAGAUUACUGCAUGUGUUCAGAUGGCUCACAGAGCAGGUCUGCUCCCUGACCACAGACCCAAACUCCCAGAGGGCCACGUCCCAAAGAAGCCCAAACCACAACUCAACAGAUACCUGACUCGCUGGUCCAUUGACUCGGUGAAACCCAUCUACAAAAGGGGACUAAAAUGGUCUAAGAAGCGCAUGGCUGUUGGCCACCCGCUACUGAUGAACAAUGUGCGUUACGGUGUCAAGCCUCUUUAUAUAAAACAUUGACGGACAGAAAGCCAGACGAAUCGGUAGCAACUGGACGAGACUGGGUGGGCCCUUUUUCUACAAGGAUGCAAUCUCAAGUGUCAUAACCGCCCUGGGAAAAGGGCUUAAAAGCUUCAUCCAUCUGUAUUUAUGCGACCUUAUGUUUAUUAAGCUGCGUCACCCUUUUAAUGCAGCAUGCUCAGCUCCACACACAGCCAUCCAUUCUGUUUCCGCUGGUUUUCCAAAAGCCCUUGAAGUGAGCUCUCUGACGACCGAAUGUGGGUAACAACUGGGUCAGUGUCACAGUUUCAAAGUAGGUGGUAUGUUCGCUGUGUAUAGUCAAGGCAACACAGAUGUGCAAAUAAAGUGCGUGUGUUUACUCCGCCUCUCAACAUG